GUUCUAAAAAUAAAAGGUGUUUGAUAAAGUAUUUUCGAAGAAAUCGGAGUGUCACCUCGCUUCCAAAUGGCCUCUAAUAGUGUGGCAAACACCCCAUUGCCCAGCGAAGGCAGCAGAAGGGUGGCGUUUGCCUACCAAAAUCACACCAGGUCGGUGGACAAUUCGUCCAUUAAAUCAAGCGCUCCAUCGCAGCGCUAUGGAAGAAGGGCCUCCGUUUUCCUGCUGGAACAUUUAUCCGAGGUGAAACACGCUGGCUUGGGAAUAGGGGAGAAAUGCAACGUGUGGAUGUACAGCAAGAUCAAAUUUCUGAGCAAGAAGUGGUUCACUCACUGUUUCCUGGUCAUUGUGAUGAUCCUCUACACAGUCGGUGGCGCCGUGAUAUUUUUAACAGUGGAAGGUCAAAACGAAACGAAACUAAUUGAACGAGACAUCGAACUCCAAGUCAAAGAACUGCUAAACGAGCUGCGAUAUAAAUCCCUCAGUGUGCCUGAGCAGUUUUCCGAAAAAGAAUGGUCGGGAGAAGCAGCUAGACGACUAGUGAAAUUUGAACGCAAAAUCACCUUGGCAUUUCAGCAACAUCCCUUGGUAGUUUCCCACACCAACGGUAGAGUGUGGACUAUAUGGAAUGCUGUAGUUUACUGCUCUACGCUCUACACCACCAUUGGUUAUGGGCACUUGUAUCCUACCACAUUCACUGGUAGAGUGUUAACCAUAGUUUAUUCCACUAUUGGCAUUCCAUUGUUCCUGAUUGCUCUUACCGACUUUGGGAAACUCUUCACCAGAGGAAUCAAGUUUGUGUGGUCGUAUUUCCGCACGUUUUACUACACGAGAAGUUGUCGAAGAGUCAGGAAAACUAGUCAUGUGCAGGAAAUCAUCAAAGGUGCUCAAGUGAUGUACGAAUAUGCGACUUUCCGAAGAAUGUCCACAUGGGGAAAUGAGGAUGAGAAGCCCAAGCCAGAACCAGACACUCCGAAGCCUCAAUCUGCGGUUGUUUUAGAGCCUCAAACCCCCGCAAUUUCUUCAUUUGAAAUCGAUGACGAAUUCAACCUUCCCAUCACCCUGGCGCUGAUUCUACUGGUAGCGUACAUGCUAAUAGGAGCGGCAGUCUUCAUGGUUUGGGAGAAAUGGGACUUUUUCGCUUCAUUCUAUUUUGUCUUCAUGUCCAUGUCCACCAUCGGGUUUGGUGAUAUUGUUCCUGAACAGCCCACUUAUAUGAUCCUCUCCAUUGUCUAUUUGUGCUUCGGACUGGCCCUGAUGACGAUGUGCAUCAAUGUGGUCCAAGACAAGCUGAGCGACACUUUCAGUCACGCCUCUGCUAGAAUCGGAGAAACCAUUGGAGUUGAUCUGGAGGAGGGAAGCAAAGACAGUGAGGACAAAUCUAGUGAUAAAAAUGAGGAUAAAGAUGCGCAAGAUGAAGCCAAUUUGGUUAAUGAGAAUGCAAACGGACAGAGGAUUCAAGUGGAUGAUUCGCCGUUUAACUGGUCAACUGCACAGUUGGUUAGUUAGUAGUGAAACUAUGCUGCCAUUUACAAGCGGAGGGCCACUGUUGGGAUGGAAGGAAAGAUUCUUUGAUAUUUUUCUGAAAAAUGUGGAAAAAGUGAAAGUUUCCUUGGAACAUGGUUUUCUUCUUGGCGCUGUGUUUUAUUUAGGUAUACAUAAAGGUAGAUUUUAAAAAUGUUUUGUAUCUGCGUUAUUACUGUACAGUUUUUAGGUGUUUUAAUACAUGUUAUCUAUGUUG
This is a messenger RNA of Dendroctonus ponderosae (mountain pine beetle), 1738 nucleotides long. Its product is annotated as TWiK family of potassium channels protein 18-like. The record is from RefSeq and is a predicted model, not a curated record. Gene Ontology annotation, cellular component: membrane. Gene Ontology annotation, molecular function: potassium ion leak channel activity. The transcript has 4 exons. Gene Ontology annotation, biological process: potassium ion transmembrane transport; stabilization of membrane potential. Lineage: Eukaryota; Metazoa; Arthropoda; Insecta; Coleoptera; Curculionidae. Bases 67 to 1506 code for a protein of 479 amino acids.